ACCUGACAACUUUCAGACUAAAAAUGAAGCUCGUAAGAUUUCUUAUGAAAUUAAUCAAUGAAACUGUUUCUAUUGAGCUUAAAAAUGGAACUAUUGUUAAUGGUACCAUUGUUGCAGUUGAUAUGCAAAUGAAUACACAUCUCAAGACGGUUAAAAUGUCUGUUUUCCAUAAGGAUCCCGUUUGCUUAGAUACACUUAGUAUUCGUGGUAAUAAUAUUCGUUAUUUUAUUCUUCCUGAUAGUCUUCCUCUUGAUACAUUAUUAAUCGAUGAUGCACCAAAACCUAAACAAAAGAAAAAAGAAGCAUCACGAAGCAGAGGUCGUGAUAGAGGAAGAGGAAGGGCACGUCGUGGCCGAAGUGCACGUGGAUUUUAAUUUAUAUAUUUACAUUUUAUUAGUAGAUUUAUGUAUAUUUUAUGUAUAUUUUUUUGUAUAUUUUUUCCU
Molecule: messenger RNA, 443 nt
Organism: Pneumocystis murina B123
Lineage: Eukaryota; Fungi; Ascomycota; Pneumocystomycetes; Pneumocystales; Pneumocystaceae
Product: small nuclear ribonucleoprotein Sm D1
Exons: 3
Coding region: 24-374 (116 amino acids)
Biological process (GO): RNA processing; spliceosomal snRNP assembly
Cellular component (GO): U5 snRNP; pICln-Sm protein complex; precatalytic spliceosome
Molecular function (GO): RNA binding
Source: RefSeq, a predicted model, not a curated record